AAGAGAACGAAUAGUCUGUAAACCAGUUUUCUGAUGAUCCACACUCCGGAGCAGUAAUGCACAAAAACGCUGGAUCCCAACCGCAAUGAAAACAGAAGAAGAAGAAGCUGAUUGCGUCAUAGAGAGGCGCCGCUGAUGCUAGUUUAAUGUUGAUCGGCGGAAAGGCCAACAGUUUUUAAUAACAAUUUGAUCGUUACGCUAGUGGUCAAACAUGGGGAAGUCUUUUGCUAACUUCAUGUGCAAGAAAGAUUUUCAUCCUGCAUCAAAAUCCAACAUUAAGAAGGUAUGGAUCGCAGAGCAAAAGUUAACCUUCGACAAGAAGAAGCAGGAGGAGCUGAUGCAGGCUUAUGUGAAGGAGCAGGACACGUACAACAACAGACUGCUGAUGGGAGACGAUCGUGUGAAGAACGGCCUCAAUUUCAUGUAUGAAGCACCUCCAGGAGCGUCUAAAGAGGAGACUAAAGAGGAUGGAGAAUCUGAGUACAAGUUUGAGUGGCAGAAAGGAGCUCCUCGUGAAAAGUAUGCAAAGGAUGACAUGAAUAUUCGGGAUCAGCCUUUUGGCAUUCAGGUGCGGAAUGUGCGCUGCAUUAAGUGUCAUAAAUGGGGUCACGUGAACACGGAUCGUGAGUGUCCCCUCUUUGGCCUGUCUGGGAUCAACGCCAGCUCUAUGGCCAGUGAUGAAGCAGGUCCGUCGAUGCACCCCUCCGAGUUAAUGGCAGAGAUGCGAAACAGUGGGUUUGCGCUGAAGAAAUGUGUCCUCGGGAGGGACAGCACCAUGAGUGAUCCAGCACAGGAUCUCGUGGCCAGUGAGGAAGAGGACGACCCUGAGGUGCAGUUCCUGAAGUCUCUGACUACCAAACAAAAGCAGAAACUGCUAAGAAAACUUGACCGUCUUGAAAAGAAGAAGGAGAAGAAGAAAAAGAGUAAAAAGGAGAAAAAGAAGAGCAAGAAGAAGCCGAAAAAGAAACAAGCCAAGAGUGAGAGUUCAUCCAGCAGCUCAUCAGACAGCAGCAGCGACUCUGAGGAUGAGAAACACUCCGGAAAGAAAGCCAAGAAGAAGAGCAAGAGAAGGAGGGACUCGUCCGGCGACAGCAGCUCUGAGAGAGACCGGGAGAAAGACUCAAAACACACACAUUCACAACACAGUGAGCACAGAGUUCAGAGGUCACCUGACAACAAGCACAGCGGAGAGAGAGGUAGAGAGAGACACGGGAGCAGAGAGAGGAGGACAGAACAGAGCAGGAGCCCUCAGCGACCCAGAGAGGAGAGAGAGAGAGGUAGAGAGAGACACGGGAGCAGAGAGGAGAGAGAGAGAGGUAAGGAGAGAUACAGGAGCGCGAGCAGGGAGAGAGAGAGAGAGAGAGGAGACAGAGACAAGGGCGAGAGGGAAAGAGAGAGAAACUCUGAUAGAAAUGUCAGGAGGAGGAGUGUCAGUCGGGAGCGAGGGAGGGGCGGAGAGAAACACAGCAGAAGUGAUAGCAGAGAUGCAGAGAGGAGGACCGAGCACAGCAGACGGAAAUAGCUGGAAGAGGAUGGUCACGCUCUUAACUCUGAUUAAAGGAAUAAAUCAAAACUUUCUUUCAAUUUUCUCACCCUCAUGUUAAUCCAAACCCUUUUUUAUCAAUAUAAUAAACUUAAUAGAGACUGUGGCUGUCAAGCUUCAAAAUGACAAAGCAGCUCCAUAAAAUGAGUCUUUGUGUUCUUGUCUUGUAAGACACGUCUUCUGGAGUCAAACCAAACAAAAUCAAAAUUCAAGUCAUUCAUGUAAAUUCUCCUCUUUCUUUAAGACAUCUUUUGGUCACCUGAGAACCAUUGACAUUUGACAUAAUGGGUACUGAGAGCAGGAAAGGGAAAGAUUUUCAGUGAAUAUUUACUUUAAAGGUGUUCUGCUUGUCAAAUAAAGUUAUAUUCAGAAGACUCAGAAUAUAGAAGUUUUUUUAAUUUUUUUUUUAUUGUCCUUCAUUGUUAUGGAGCUUCACAGAUGCCACGACUGCUGUUGUUGAAAUAUUAGCUGAGUAAAUCAAUGUGUAUAUAUUUUUUUAUUUCCUUUCCUGAAUUCAUAAAGGUUUGGACCGAUGUGAAGGGUUGAUGAUGGUAAAUGUUGAGAGAAACUGAGAAUUUGGGGUAAAUUACUUGUUUUGGGUGUCUUUCCCAUUUGUUCUUGAUGUACAGUCAGCUCUUGGGGUUUCUCCAGAAGAGGGCGCUCUGUGAAUGUAGAAACUGAACCUGAUAUAGAGCACAAUUAAAAUCAUCUUUGACUCAUUCCUUCAUUUUUUUCCAAUA
Molecule: messenger RNA, 2283 nt
Organism: Carassius auratus (goldfish)
Lineage: Eukaryota; Metazoa; Chordata; Actinopteri; Cypriniformes; Cyprinidae
Gene: cirsr
Product: corepressor of RBPJ and splicing regulator
Exons: 10
Coding region: 212-1522 (436 amino acids)
Biological process (GO): negative regulation of DNA-templated transcription
Cellular component (GO): nucleus
Molecular function (GO): transcription corepressor activity
Source: RefSeq, a predicted model, not a curated record